Molecule: messenger RNA, 471 nt
Organism: Closterium sp. Yama58-4
Lineage: Eukaryota; Viridiplantae; Streptophyta; Zygnematophyceae; Desmidiales; Closteriaceae
Source: the annotation of a GenBank genome assembly
AUGUCUCAAGAACCUAGCCCUGACAGUGAGAAGGCAGUGGCAUGGGCGCUCAAGAACCACAUUCGUCCAUCAGACCGAGUCACUCUGCUGCACGUGCGCCCAGUAGUUGAAAGCGGACCUGGCCUCUUUGCAGCCUACGCGGACUCAACACUGUCAGCAGAGGCAAUGGCAGAGGUCGAUCGUGUGAUUGAGAAACACAACGCCGGGGUGCGGAGGAAAUUCGUGAGCAAUCUGUCGCACCAGCUGGACCAGGCUAAGGUGCAGUAUGACAUAGUGGCAGUGCAGGACGCGGAUCCCAGGGAGCGCAUCUGCCACGAGGUGGAGAGGAUGAAGGCACACACGCUCAUCAUGGGUUCACGAGGGCUUAGCACUGUGAAACGACUGGUUCUUGGAAGUGUGUCGGACUAUUGUGUCAACCAUGCCACCUGCCCCGUUAUUGUCGUGCGGCCAAAGCAAUCAGAGACUGCUUGA